Penaeus vannamei (Pacific white shrimp) is the source of this 1078-nucleotide messenger RNA. Lineage: Eukaryota; Metazoa; Arthropoda; Malacostraca; Decapoda; Penaeidae. The record is from RefSeq and is a predicted model, not a curated record.
ACGACGCGAGAGGGUUUGGGUAAGGUUGGGGGGGGAGCAGUUUGACUAUAUAAACCAGUCGCCGUCGACAGCGCAGCAUCGGCCUCCUAUCCUUCACCAUGAAGCUGACACUGGCGAUAUUACUGUGUGUGGGCGCUGUCACACGGGUGGUGGCGCAGGAUGGCUCCUAUAUGCUGGAUUCACGAGGCGUGGAGGUGGAGCAGGGACUCCAGCCUUCCCCACAACUCUUCCAGAACCACCAGGCCUUCUCCCAAGCCUUCAAAGAGCGCUCCGAAGAGAUGGCCCUGCAAUACAGUCUUGGCCAAGUCGAAUACAACGAUCCUAAUCCAGAGUACGCUUGGGCUUACGAGGUCGACGCCAAAUCGACCGGGGACAUGAAGUCUGCCCGAGAGGAACGUCGAGGUGACGUGGUCGUGGGUCAGUACUCGGUCAUGGACCCCGACGGCUCUCUGCGCGUGGUCGACUACUCGGUGGCUCCCGGCACAGGCUUCCAGGCCACCGUCCGCAAGGAGUACGCAGGCGAGGCUUUCCAGGGGCAGGAGCAGAGGCUGCAGGCUCAGGCCAGGCAGUACAGUGCUAUCCAACAGGGAACCGACUACCAACAGAACCGUGGGCAAUACUCGCAGAACCGCUACCAGAACCAACAAAACCGUGGCCAGUACUCACAAAACUACAAUGAGUAUCAACAGAACCGCAACCAGUAUCAGUACUCACAAAGACGCAACCAGAACCUGGAAAACACUAGACAAUAUUCCCAGAACCGCGAUCAGUAUGAACAGAACCGCAAUCAGUAUCAACAGAACCGCGUAUCAACAGAACCGCGAUCAAUAUCAGCGAAACCGCUUCCAAUCCUCUCAGUACAGCAACGAUUACCAGCAGAACCGCUAUCAGAACCAGCAGAACAGUGAGUACCAGCUAAACCCCAUUCAGUAUUCUCAGAAGCUCAACGAGUACCGACAGGACCGCAAUCAAUACCAGACCCGCAACCAAUACCAGCAGAACAGGAACCAGUACCAGCAGAACUUCGAUCAGUCUUACCAGAAUCGCAACCAAUACCAGCAGAACCGCAACCAAUACC